AUGGGGCUAUCCCUCUCAUUACUUGCGUCAGCCUGGGAGGAGAUUGUAAAGCAUAGUUUCUUUGAUUUGACAUACAACAUCCGUUUCAGUCCCAGAGAUGGAGGUGCUCAUGUGAUAUUGAGAACAACUAGCUUCAAGAAAACAGAACCAGAAACCACCAUUGUUUCGAAUAGUUCUAACAAAUUGGGGACCAACAAUUCAACUCGUUUGAGGGAUUGCAAGCCUGAAAAUGUAACACUCAGAAAUCUUUCGUUCAAGGGUCUUGUUCAAGACAGGCAGGAAAUGGCCACAGAUGUUUGUAAAGGCAAAAAUGAUUUGAAGCAUAAACCAAUGCCUGCACUUGCUGUGCCUGAAAACCCAGUUUUCUUUUCACCAAGGCCCGUUAGUGAGCUUGAUGCUGCCGCAGUUAAGCUUCAAAAGGUUUACAAGAGUUAUCGAACUCGAAGAAACCUGGCAGAUUGUGCUGUGGUGGUUGAGGAGCUAUGGUGGAAGGCAUUAGAUUUUGCAGCUCUCAAGCGGAGUUCUGUGUCAUUCUUCAAUGUUGAGAAACCGGAAACUGCUGUUUCCCGGUGGGCAAGGGCUAGGACAAGAGCAGCCAAGGUCGGAAAGGGUUUGUCCAAGGAUGAGAAGGCACAAAAGUUGGCUCUUCAACACUGGCUUGAAGCUAUUGAUCCACGACAUCGGUAUGGACACAAUUUACACUUUUACUAUGAUAUCUGGUUUGAAAGUGAGAGCAGUCAGCCUUUCUUCUACUGGCUGGAUGUCGGAGACGGUAAAGAAAUAACUGUGGAGAAAUGUCCCAGGCCAGUUCUACACCGGCAAUGCAUCAAGUAUCUCGGACCGAUAGAGAGAGAAGCAUAUGAAGUAGUGGUGGAAAAUGGGAAGCUUUUAUACAGGCAAAGUGGGGUGCUUGUGAACACCAUUGCAGGUUCCAAAUGGAUAUUUGUGCUGAGCACAACAAGGUCCUUGUAUGUGGGGCAGAAGAAGAAGGGCCAGUUUCAACACUCCAGUUUUCUAGCAGGAGGAGCCACCACAGCAGCUGGAAGAUUGGUUGCCCAUGAUGGGAUUCUUGAGGCUAUUUGGCCAUACAGCGGUCAUUAUCACCCAACAGAAGAAAACUUCAUGGAAUUCAUCAGCUUCCUAGAAGAAAAUCAUGUAGAUCUCUCCAAUGUUAAGAGGUGUGCAAUUGAUGAUGACUAUCCUUCAAUGAAGAUCACUGAUGGGGAACCAACAAAGCUUGAAUCAUUCAAAUCAACAGAAUCAGACGGUGGAAAGACAACUAGUUCAGAUGAUAUCACAAAGAAAACCACAAUCACAACCGUUAAAGAGGAAACUAAGAAGGUUUUGGUUGCCAAUGCCAAACCACCAGUGUUUGACUCGGCCAAACGCUUGUCAUGCAAAUGGACUUCAGGAACUGGACCCAGAAUUGGGUGUGUCCGGGACUACCCAGCAGAGCUACAAUCCAGAGCAUUGGAACAAGUCAACCUGUCGCCCCGGGUCACUCCUGCAACGUUGGGACAUUAUGGCCCAAUUCCAUCUCCAAGGCCCAGCCCGAAGGUCCGGCUCUCACCAAGACUUGCAUAUAUGGGCCUCCCAAGCCCAAGAACCCAAAUUCCCGCAGCCAGCUAA
Messenger RNA from Prunus armeniaca (apricot), 1629 nucleotides. NCBI's taxonomy places the organism in Eukaryota, Viridiplantae, Streptophyta, Magnoliopsida, Rosales, Rosaceae. The record is from the annotation of a GenBank genome assembly.